Molecule: messenger RNA, 4255 nt
Organism: Candidula unifasciata
Lineage: Eukaryota; Metazoa; Mollusca; Gastropoda; Stylommatophora; Geomitridae
Source: the annotation of a GenBank genome assembly
AUGGAACAACCUGCGUGAGAUGGUUGAUGAGAAGAGGGACGAGAUCAACGUUGCACAUGGCAUCCAGAACUUCAACAUUGAAUGCAAUGAAACAAUUAGCUGGAUCCAUGAGAAGGCUAAGGUGAUAGAAUCCACAGAUGAGCUGGGCAAUGACCUGGCUGGGGUGAUGACUCUGCAGCGCAGACUGAGUACAAUGGAGCGAGAUCUUGCAGCCAUUCAGGCCAAGCUGGAGUCCCUGCAGGGUGAGGCUGAGAGGUUGGAGGAGCAGAAACCCGAGGAGGCUCAGGCUAUCAGAGACAAGAUUGCAGAAAUCAAUAAUGUCUGGUUGGAUCUCAAAGAUAUGCUCAAAGAACGAGAUGAGAAACUUGGGGAAGCUGGAGAGCUACAGCGCUUCUUGGGAAGCCUGGACCACUUCCAGUCCUGGUUGUCUCGCACACAGACCACUGUCGCUUCCGAGGACAUUCCCAACUCGCUGGCAGAGGCUGAGAAACUGCUCAAUCAGCACCAGCAGUUGAGGGAUGAGAUUGACACCUAUGCACCAGAGUACGCCAAGAUCAAGGAGUUUGGGGACAAAGUCACAGAGGGAGAAGAGGAUCCUCAGUACAUGUUCCUUAGACAGAGAUUGCAAGCUCUAGAUGAUGGUUGGCACGAGCUUCUGCAGAUGUGGGAGAACAGGCAACAGCUGCUGUCUCAGUCUCUCAGCCUGCAGAUGUUUUUGCGUGAUGCUAAACAAGCUGAAGUUCUACUCAACCAGCAAGACAAUUUCUUGUCCAAGGAGGAAGUGCCCGUUGCUCCUCUAGAUAAGCAGACUUCAGUACAGGCGGCGGAGAAUGUCAUCAAACGUCAUGAAGCUUUCAUCACCACCAUGGAUGCCAAUGAUGAGAAGAUCAAUGCAGUCCUGCAGUUUGCCAACAGGCUGAUCGAUGAGAACCACUAUGACAAGGAGAAGAUCCACAGAAAGGCAGAAGCUAUCAGUGAAAGGAGAAACCAGAACAGACAAAGGGCUGACGAACAGCUGGACAAACUCAGGGACCAGCUGACAUUACAACAGUUCCUGCAAGAAUGUGAUGAGGUACGAGACUGGCUUCAGGACAAGAUGGCUGCAGCUCAGGAUGAAACCUACAGAGAUGCCAAGAAUCUACACAGCAAAUAUGUCAGGCACAAGGCUUUUGAAUCAGAGAUUGCUGCAAAUAAAGACAGGCUCAAUCGGCUUGUAGAGGAUGGCGAAGCAAUCAUACAGUCCAAGCCAGAGACCCGGGAUCAGAUUGAGCCUAUGCUGGCAGAUCUGGCCAGUCAGUGGGAGGACCUGGAAACCACCACUAAGGAGAAGGGUGAGCGCUUGUUUGACGCCAACAGAUCCACCCUCUACCAGCAGAGUUGUGAUGAUGUUGAUGGAUGGGUGUCUGCUCUGGAGUCACAGAUUGUCACCUCUGAAGACUUUGGUAAAGAUCUGACUACAGUCAAUCUUCAAGUACAGAAACAGAAUCAACUGGAGAACCAAAUGAAGAUGAAGGAGCAACAAGUUCAGGAGCUGGAGACACAGAGUGAGCAUCUACGCAGACUGGAGCCUGACAAAGAGGAUGAGAUCGAAGCCAGGAGGGCUUUAGUGGCUCAGAGGUUUGCCAAGAUCCAAGGUCCGCUGUUGCUGCGCCGUUCCAAUCUGGAGAAGGUGAAGCGUAUCCACCAGUUCAUGCGGGAUGUGGAGGAUGAGAAGUUGUGGAUAGCGGAGAUGAUGCCUCGAGCAUCCAGCCAGGAUUACGGAAACAGUCUGCUCUCUGUCCAGCUGCUCAUCAAGAAAAACCAUUCACUACAGGUGGAGAUUGAGAACCAUGAGCCCCGAAUCAUGUCCGUGGUACAGGUCGGCCAGGAAUUGAUCGACGCUGGCCACUACCAGUCUGAGGAAUUCCAAACACUUAUCAACGAACUUCUGCAGCGGUGGCAAGAGUUGAAGGAUGCUGUGGAUGAGCGCACUCACAGACUCAAGUUGUCAGAGAUUGCUCAGCAGUACUACUUUGAUGCAUCCGAGGCAGAGGCUUGGAUGAGUGAGCAGGAACUCUACAUGAUGGGCGAGGAGAGGGCCAAGGAUGAGAUCGGUGCCCAGAACAUGAUGAAGAAGCACCAGACGCUAGAGAAUAAUGUGGAGGAUUACGCCGAGGUGGUCCGUCAGCUGGGUGAGAGAAGCAGAGAACUUAUUGAAGACGAUCAUCCUGAAAGCGAUCAGAUUGCUCUGCGCCAGUCUCAGGUGGACAAACUGUACGCUGGCUUGAAGGAUCUGGCCCAGGAGAGACGAGGCAAGCUGGAGGAGGUUUUCAAAUUGUACACCCUACACAGAGAGAUUGACGAUCUGCUGGAGUGGAUUGCUGACAAGUCCGUGGUGGCAGGAUCCAAUGAGCCUGGGCAGGAUUACGAGCAUGUUUGUCUUCUGAAGGAGAACUUUAAAGAGUUUGCCAGAGAGACAGAAAGUAUCGGCCAAGAACGGGUGGCAUCUGCUAAUGAGAUUUGUGAUGCUCUGAUAGCAUCAGAGCACUCCGACGCUGCAGCAAUCGCAGAGUGGAAGGAUAAUGUCAACGAUGCUUGGGCUGACCUGCUGGAACUCAUGGACACUCGUACAGAGCUGCUGCAGACUUCAUGGGAGUUGCACAAAUUUUUCUACGACUGCAAGGAAGCUCUGGAGAGGAUUUUGGAGAAACAGAACUACAUUCCUGAAGAGCUUGGUCGUGAUGCCCAGAGUGUGGCAGCCCUGCAGAGAAAGCAUGCCAACUUUGAGCACGACUUGGUGGCCCUGGGCACACAGGUGGAAGCCAUCCAAGUGGAAUCUGUGAGACUACAGGCAGGAUAUGCAGGGGACAAUGCACAGACCAUCAUAGACAGAGAGCGAGAGGUGUUGGAUGCAUGGAGGAACCUGCACAUCCUUGUAGAGAAGAGGAGGCUGACUUUGGCAGAUGCCUCCGAUUAUUACAGAUUCAUGCUCAUGGCCAAAGACCUGCUGCUGUGGAUCGAUGACAUCACCAGGCAGAUGAACACACAAGAAAAGCCAAGGGAUGUAUCCGGUGUUGAACUGCUCAUGAACAAUCACCAGAGCCUCAAGGCAGAAAUUGACGCCCGGGAGGAAAACUUUGCCAUCUGUGUCAAUCUGGGACGAGAUCUGCUGGAACGACAGCAUUACAAACAAGAGCAGGUCAGAGAGAAAUUGAUCCAGCUGACCCUGCAGAGACUAGACAUGGCCGACUUGUGGAAGGAGCGGUGGAUACAUCUACAGCUGAUUCUGGAGGUGUACCAGUUUGCCCGAGAUGCUGCUGUGGCCGAGGCAUGGCUUAUAGCACAAGAACCUUACUUGUCCAACCAAGAUCUGGGAGAUACCCUUGAUGCAGUUGAGAACCUGUUGAAGAAGCAUGAAGCUUUUGAAAAAUCAGCUGCCACACAAGAGGAGAGAUUUGCAGCAUUGGAAAAACCAACUACGUUUGAAAUUAAGGAUAGAGAGAAAAGGCAAGCAGAGGAGUAUAGCAGAAGUCAUCCAGAUGAGAUAGCCAGACAGAAGGAGGAAAAGAGGCAUCGGUACAUCCAAGAGUUUCUGCCACCUCCACCACCACCAAAACCAGAACCAGUUAUAGAACCAGAACAGCCGGCUCAGACUGCCCCGGUCAGUCAUGCAGCUCCAGAUGCCGCAGAAGAGACAGCCAGACCGGUCAGCGGGGCCGAGGAGAGACUGGACAUUGAGCGGGAAGAGCGCCGAGCCCGCCAGCGAGCAAUGCAGUCAGCUGAUACAGGUGCAGCUGGGGAUGAGGACACUGCCCACCGCCGCUCUCACUCUCGUCUGGAGAGAGAGUCGUCGUUACGGGAGAGCGAGCGCUAUAAGUCUCCGCCAACGGCAACACCAACAAAGUCACCGAGAGGAAGUAGAAGGAAGGCAGAUGACCGGGAGGAACAGCUGAGUCCAGGUUAUGACGACACAGGAAAGAAGCCACCCCGGUCAAAAUCUCCAUUUGCCAAACUGUUUGGUAGCAAGGACAAGGGCAAGAAGUCAACCCCGACCUCGUCUCCUCAGAUCUCACCCCGUGAUUAUGAGUCACCAAGUUUCCGCACACCUGAAGCUUCAGCACCAUCUGAGUCUGUUCAUGAAGAGGGUGUUUUGUCCAGGAAACAUGAACUGGAGGUGGGGGAGAAGAGAGCCGGCAACAGGUCCUGGGACAAAGUGUAUGUGGUACUUCAUGGACCAGCCUUGUCCUGCUACAAAGAUCAGAAACAUGCCAAAUUG